GUGAUAUGUCCCUGGAGCGAGUCCCGCUGGGUGACAGUUUUUCAAACAGACAUCAUGGAUCAGGUAAUGCAGUUUUUUGAGCCCAGUCAGCAGUUUGUGAAGGACUCAAUUUGCCUGGUUAAAAGAUUCACCAAACCUGAUAGAAAAGAAUUCCAGAAGAUUGCAAUGGCAACAGCAAUAGGAUUUGCUAUAAUGGGAUUUAUUGGCUUUUUUGUGAAACUGAUCCAUAUCCCUAUUAAUAACAUCAUUGUUGGUGGCUGAAUACCUUUACAGAAGAAUGUUUUUCAUCUUGGAGACUGGUGAAGAUAUGAGACUUGGAGUAAAAAUUUGCCUAUAUAUUUUGUUUUUCCCUUUUUGUUCUUCCAAGGUGUUUUCUAUGUCUAAAUUAAAAUAAUUUCAAAAUAAAAAAAUAAAAAUAAAAGAAA
Messenger RNA from Suncus etruscus (white-toothed pygmy shrew), 425 nucleotides. Its product is annotated as protein transport protein Sec61 subunit gamma-like. Gene Ontology annotation, biological process: protein targeting; post-translational protein targeting to membrane, translocation. The record is from RefSeq and is a predicted model, not a curated record. Lineage: Eukaryota; Metazoa; Chordata; Mammalia; Eulipotyphla; Soricidae. The transcript has a single exon. Gene Ontology annotation, molecular function: transmembrane protein transporter activity. The coding region runs from base 55 to 261 and encodes 68 amino acids. Gene Ontology annotation, cellular component: Ssh1 translocon complex; membrane.